GAUACAAAGCGCCAUUCAUUUUGUUUUCUAUAGUCUGGAGAGAAAAAACCCAAGGUGAAUAACAUGGAGAAGGUGGAGGAAUCGAUGAAUAAAGUGGAAGAAGAAGUAGAGAGGGUGGUGGAGCAAGCCAGAGAGUUGCAAGAAUCUGGCGCUGCGCUGAUUUCCAUUAUAUCCAAAGACGAACAAUCUAUUCGCCUGAAAGCUAAUUCUCUUGAGUCAUCUAUUCGCCGCCUCCGUUCCUCCAUUACUUCCCUUCUCUCUCAAAAGCUUUUGGAUCCCAAACUCGCCGAAAAGCUUGAAGAGGAUUUACAGACAGCCAGAUGUAUUAUAACCAACGGAGAUGCCGCUAGUUUUCUUCCUGCCAAAGCUCAUGGUAAAUUUCUGAGGAUGUUCUUGGGACCAAUCAAUGUGCGUGCAGCUCGCAAAGAGGUCCAGUUGAAAGUGAAGGAGGAAUAUAACAGCUACAGAGAUAGGACUGCCUUCCUUUUUCUUAUUUUUCCAUUAAUUCUGCUUAUUUUAAGAUCUUGGAUAUGGGAAGGAUGCUUGCCUGCAUUUCCAGUUCAGUUGUAUGAGGCAUGGUUGUUAUUCCUUUAUACUGGUUUGGCUUUGCGAGAGAACAUAUUGCAAGCAAAUGGAAGUGAUAUUCGUCCAUGGUGGAUAUAUCAUCACUACUGUGCUAUGGCUACGGCCCUUGUUAGUCUCACUUGGGAGAUUAAAGGACAACCUAAUUGUUCUCAGAAGCAGCGAGGCGUAGAACUUUUCCUUCAAUGGGCUAUGAUGCAAGGAGUUGCCAUGCUUCUGCAAAAUCGAUACCAGCGCCAGAGACUAUACACUCGUAUUGCCCUAGGAAAGGCUAAAAGAAUGGAUGUUGUUUGGGGGGAAACAUCUGGUGUAGACGGCCAAUUGUGGAUUCUAUAUCCAAUACUUUUCCUGAUGCAGGGUUUUGAGGCAUAUGUUGGACUACUAUUGCUCAAGACUGCAUUUGUCGGUGUUGUUUCCGAAUGGCAGAUAAUAUUUUGUGGGAUCAUUUUGGUUCUUAUGGCUGUUGGGAACUUUGUGAACACAGUACAGACACUCAUGGCAAAGUCAAGGUUUAAGGCAAAGAUGAAAAGCAGUAAGAGCAAGCAGGAGUUGAAGUUAAGUUAGAGUCUUGCUAUUUGUUAGGUUAACCUUAUUUGGACUUUUAUACUGUCGUAUAUAUUCUGUUUUUUGUUUCUUUGAUGUUUCCGGUAUCACCAGAAAUGUUUGUUUUAGAAGAGGCAAUGAAAUUUUAUUUUUCAA
This is a messenger RNA of Hibiscus syriacus, 1281 nucleotides long. Its product is annotated as transmembrane protein 120 homolog. Bases 64 to 1146 code for a protein of 360 amino acids. Lineage: Eukaryota; Viridiplantae; Streptophyta; Magnoliopsida; Malvales; Malvaceae. Gene Ontology annotation, cellular component: membrane. The transcript is spliced from 10 exons. The record is from RefSeq and is a predicted model, not a curated record.